This is a messenger RNA of Chlorella variabilis, 933 nucleotides long. RefSeq lists its product as hypothetical. The transcript is spliced from 9 exons. The coding region runs from base 1 to 933 and encodes 310 amino acids. Gene Ontology annotation, biological process: mannosyl-inositol phosphorylceramide biosynthetic process. The record is from RefSeq and is a predicted model, not a curated record. Gene Ontology annotation, molecular function: mannosyltransferase activity. Lineage: Eukaryota; Viridiplantae; Chlorophyta; Trebouxiophyceae; Chlorellales; Chlorellaceae.
AUGGCGAUGGCGGCAGCGGCGGCAGACGCACUGGCACCAGUGCACGAGCCGGGCAGAAUCCCCCGCAUACUGCACCGAAUAUACAUAGCGGACCCCAGAGACAAGAAGAGGGCCAAUUUCUCCAUGCCCAUCGCACACGAGCGAUACGUCGAGUCGUGCCAGCUCCAUUACAGUGCCGAUGCGGGAUGGCAGCACAUGUUUUGGGACGGGGCAGCGGCAGAGGCGCUGAUAGCCAACCACUACCCCUCGUUCCUACCCUUCUUCCAACAAGCCAAGGCAAUCGAGCGAAGCGAUGUGGCUCGGUAUGCCAUACUGCACCGCCUGGGAGGCAUGUACCUCGACUCCGACAUUGAGUGCUGGCGCGAGGGCAGCGACAUGCUGCGCGGAUUCGACCUGGUGGCGCAGCGCACCCAUGGCGGGGAGGGCGCCACAAAUGCCGCCAUCGCGGCGCGCCCCGGCCUGCCUGUGUUCACCAAGGCGUUAGAUCUGGUGCAGGAGCGUGACAUUGACACGGAUGCAGAUGUGAUGAAGGUCAUCGCCCGCACUGGCCCCGACCUGUUCACCGCCGCUCUGGAGGCGGUGGGGCUGCAGCGCACCGACGGCAUGUUUGGCGCUGCCUACACGCUGGACGGAGUAGCGUACCGCCUGUGGCGUGUGGGCACCUGGUUCCAUCCCUGCCAGUGGUGGGAGCAGAAGUGCAGGCGGCGUGUGUACGUGGAGCGUGCCAGCGGGCAGGGCGACAUGCGGCACCUGGUGGGCAUGCACCGCAUGGUAGGGAGCUGGAUACCUGGCAAGGAGGACGGCAUUGGCAUCCUCAAUGUGACGGCUGAGCUGUGCGGCGGCGCCACACACGAGGGCAGCAACGGCCAGCCGGGCGGCUGGGUGGCUCCCAAGGUGGAUGCAGACCUGGAAGAGCAGCGGCGGCGGCGGUAG